Panicum hallii is the source of this 814-nucleotide messenger RNA. RefSeq lists its product as uncharacterized. Lineage: Eukaryota; Viridiplantae; Streptophyta; Magnoliopsida; Poales; Poaceae. The record is from RefSeq and is a predicted model, not a curated record. The coding region runs from base 92 to 478 and encodes 128 amino acids. The transcript has a single exon. Gene Ontology annotation, molecular function: cysteine-type endopeptidase inhibitor activity.
CCAAGCAGCUGCUCACUGUCACGACGAAGCACACAGCAACCAACUAUAGUGCCUAGGCUCCACUCCACACCAGCUAGCUAGUAGCUAAGUCAUGAUGAGGAGGUCAGUGCUCCCGCUGCUCGUGGCCGCCCUCAUCGCCGUCGCCGCCUUCUCGGCGGCGGGGGCGGACGCCGCCUGGACGCCGAUCGGCAACCCGAGGAGCCUGGUGAUCAGGCAGAUCGGUAACUUCGCCGUGAUCGUCUACAGCAACGCCGACCCCCGCAAGCCCCGGCCCCUGGCGCUGGUGGACGUGGUGCGCGGCGAGACCCAGCCGGCGGGCUCAGGCGUCACCGACUACCGGCUCGUGCUGAACGUGAGGAACACCGCCACCGGGAGCACGGGCCUCUACCAGUGCGUCGUGCGGGGCAAGCCUGGCUCGCGCGCCACCACAUGGGAGCUCCACGGCUUCGUGCAGUACAACAAGCAGGCGGCGGUCUAGCAUCGAAUCAUCGACGGAGGAGUAUAUGAACGCUACAAGCACAGCGUUCAUGAACGCAUAAGCUGCCUUCAAGUGUUACUGCCCUUCAGCCAAGCAUUAUCGAUCGUUUAGACAACAAGGCAGGCGUAUACUGCCUACCACCAGUGAUUUACGUGUGUGCUUUUCUUGCAUUAUUAGGAAUAAGAUGUCUCUCUUCCUGAAGUACACCAGCAGAGAGAGACGAUUGCGUUUUGUUACGGUCAAUAUGAUCUGUGAAUUAAAGGAGUUUAAUUUUUGUAUGUAUCUCCGUAUGUAUCAUGCAUGUUGAUGCUAAUGGAAAAGGUCUGUUUAUGGUCG